This is a messenger RNA of Humulus lupulus (European hop), 573 nucleotides long. RefSeq lists its product as uncharacterized. NCBI's taxonomy places the organism in Eukaryota, Viridiplantae, Streptophyta, Magnoliopsida, Rosales, Cannabaceae. The transcript has 3 exons. The record is from RefSeq and is a predicted model, not a curated record. Bases 1 to 573 code for a protein of 190 amino acids.
AUGAUGAGUUUGUCGUCUUCGAAAAUCUUUGGUUUGAAACAAAGUCCUCAUGCUUGGUUUGGAAAGUUUAGUCAGGCUAUUGAGAAAUUUGGUAUGAUGAAAAGCAAGUCUGAUCAUUCGGUGUUCUACAAACGAUCAGAAGUUGGCAUCAUUUUGUUAGUUGUAUAUGUGGAUGAAAUUAUUAUCACCAGAAAUGAUACUAGAGGAAUCUCUUCUCUUAAAUCUUUCCUUCAUACUCAAUUUCACACAAAAGAUUUAGGGGUGUUAAAUUAUUUCUUAGGAGUUGAGGUCACUCAAAGUAAACAAGGAGAUGGAAAACCAUUUGAAGUUCCUGAAAAGUAUCGAAGGUUGGUUGGGAAGUUGAAUUGUCUUACUGUGACUCGUCCAGACAUUGCCUACUCAGUUAGUGUUGUUAAUGCAAAUUGGGCAGGUUCCAAAGUAGAUAGAAGAUCCACUUCAGGUUAUUGUAUUUUUGUUGGAGGGAAUCUGGUCUCAUGGAAGAGUAAAAAGCAAACCAUUGUGUCACGAUCUAGUGCAGAGUCAGUUGAUCGAGCUAUGGCACAAUUUGUGUGA